UCACACACACACACACACUACAUCAUGACUCUGACCUGGAUCUACUGUCUGCAAACACAACCCCUCCAUGUCCUCUCUACUCGAUCGUUGUAAGGGACUGAGUUGACUUGGACCAGUGGUCUUGUGUUCGCGGCCCAUCAGUCAGUGUAACGUUAGUUCAGUGUGUCGCUUUAGACCCGUGUAUGUGUGUAUGUGAUGAUCAGGUGUGUUAGCGCCUAGCCGCUAACGGCCACAGUGUGACGGACUCUCACCCGCCACAGCCACCAAACUCUGAAUGUUUCUUAUGUCUGUGUAAACCAAACAAUCACAGAGUGUGGGUUUCAUUUGGAAAAUCAGCUUUUCAAGUCCUGGAGUUUGCCACAGGGGUCAGUAGAGUGUGGGGUAUGAGUCAUGACGUCUGUGGUGCUUGUAGACAGUGGAGGAGCCGUGGUGGAGUAUAUUACAGCAGAGGACGACCAUUUUACGGAGGAGGGUGUGUAUGAGGUUGAGGGAGAGAUAGAGGGAGAGGUGGAAGGAGAGGUGGAGUACCCUGCGGUGAUUGUGGAGCAGGUGCCCAGUGCACGGUUGGAGCAGGGCUUCGCUGCUCAGGUGCUGGUGUACGAUGAUGAGACCUACCUGAUGCAGGGAGUUGCUGAGGAGCAGGAGGUGGAGACUGAAGUGCUAGAGACAGUGGAAGCAUCAGUUCAUGGCUCUGUUCAAUGCUCUGACAAAACCAUCGAGGCUGCUGAAGCUCUUCUACACAUGGACUCUCCCUCCAGCUUGCGUGGAGACCGGAGCCCAGAGGUAUUUGUGCCUCCAUGUGUCAACACUUCGGAGUUCCUGCAUGCUGCCAUGCGACCUGAUGUGCUGACAGAGACAGUGGUGGAGGUCAGCACAGAGGACUCGGAGCCCAUGGAGGUGGUUACGGUUCUUCAGGAGCCGGAGAUGCUGGAGACGGAACCCACCAAAAGAAGGAAAUCUGGGCGGAAACCCAAACCCCACCACAUUUCAAACGGAUCUCCAGACCUGGGCAUCAAGAAGAAGUCUAGAGAAGGGAAAGGAAGUACAUACCUGUGGGAGUUCCUGUUGGACCUGCUGCAGGAUAAGAACACCUGUCCCAGAUACAUUAAGUGGACACAGAGGGAGAAGGGCAUCUUCAAACUAGUGGACUCCAAAGCUGUGUCAAAGCUUUGGGGCAAACACAAGAACAAACCAGACAUGAACUAUGAAACCAUGGGCAGAGCUCUCAGGUAUUACUAUCAGAGAGGCAUCUUGGCUAAAGUAGAGGGUCAGAGGUUGGUGUAUCAGUUUAAGGAAAUGCCUAAAGACAUUGUCGUCAUCGAUGACGAUAAGUGCGACCCUGGCGACGACGUAAUCGGAGAAAAGACCUACGAGCGCGUCCCUCCCUCAUCUGACACUCUAUUAGCAACUGACCUCUCCAAAACCCCUGCCAUCUUGAGAGGGGGCGGUAGGACUAUGAUCCAUCCCGGUUCCCCAAAAGCUAAAGCUGCGCUCACUGCAACUCCUGUUCAGCGCAUUGUAACGGUCUCUACGUCAAUGGAUCCAUCGCAGCCGUCCCAUGCCACCAUUAUCCCCAAUGCCCCCAGGACUGUGCGGGUUGCUAUGCAAGUGCCGGUCGUAAUGACAAACUCCUUGGGACAGAAGAUCUCCACGGUGGCUGUGCAGUCAGCGAACUCUUCAAUCUUCACUACAGCACCCACCAACACCGGCUCAGCAACUGGUGCGAACGCACCCAAAGUCCUAAUCCAAACCAUGCCAACGAUGGUUCCCGCCACGGCUGAGAACGGUGACAAGAUCACAGUCCAGCUCGCUAAGAUAAUCACCAUCCCCGCAACCCAGCUCACGCAGUGCCAGCUACAGGCCAAACCGGGCACCCCAACAGGCAUCAAUCUGAUGGGCACCCCCCUCGCCGUCCGAGCCCUUGCACCCAUGUCUAUGGCGUCAGGGGCGCAGGUGGUCAGAUUGGCAGUUCCAGCCCAGCAGAGUCCAGCUCAGGUGAAGACGCAGGUCCCCGUUUCAAUCCAGACGCAAACUCAAGUCCCAAUCUCCGUUCAGACGACAUCUACCGUGUCAGUUCCAGUUCAGAUCCAGAUUCAUCAGAGCCAGCUUUCUCCGAAAGCAAAAAGCCCAGAGUCGAAACCUGACAGCACUUCAGCAGAACAGCCUGAGCAGGACAAUCCCACACAGGAAGCAGCAGCAGUGGUUGUAGAGGAAGGUUCAAAUCCACAGUCUGAAGCAGAGAGCUGAAGAGUGAUGCCUUUAGUCAGUCAUGAACAAUAAUAAAUGAACUUAUAUUCCCCAGAUACCAUUCAGUCACAUUCUGAGAGUACAAACUGGAGAUUUGUUGACUUGUACAGUUUUGGAAUUCAAUUGUGGUUUCAUUUUAUAUAUUAAAAAAAAAAAAAAAAUCAGGCGAAGACCACAAUUCUCACAUCAUGUGGAUUAAAUAUGGAUGUCCAUCAUUUCAAUUGAGUUGUUAAGGGGACCAAUGUAAAGGACACUACAUUUCUCAUUUUUUAAAACUUUUUUUUUUAAAUCUAACUUUGACACUAAUAACAUCUAAGCAGAACACUAAGGAGUGAGUAGUUGAAGUAGUCAAGUAUGUGAACCUUUGAGGGAGGAUAAAUUCAACUUUUUAUAACUUUUUUUCUUUAACAUUUAAAUUGCAAGGCAAAACCAGCAGUUUCUUUUGACGAUCACUGUGAGCGCAUGCUUCUGCCUGUGUUUCACAGGAACGGGUCGAUUCUCCCUCCUCCUCUACUAAGGGAAGAAAUGGACUUUGUAUAUAUGAAUUAUACAGUUUACUGAAUUUUUAAACAAUGCAGCCUUAGAACAGUUUUGUUUUUGUCGUUAUUCUUUUAAGUCAAGCUUAUUAAGCUUUUGUGUUAUGCUCAUGUUUUGUUUGAUGUUUUUCUUUUCCCUCACACAUUGUACCAAGCACAGUAUUAUUGGCAAGCAAACUGCAAAGCAUUUUUGCAUUCUCGUCUCAAUCAACCAGAUGAAAAAAAAAAAGACCAUACUGAUUAGGUGUAAGUAAAUCUGGAUCCAAAUCCUGGAAUGAUGCCAAUCCCCCCCCCCAAAAAGGUCAAUCAUCAGCAUGCAUUCUCACGUCAAAUACAUUUGUUGCGCAUUUUUCUUUUGAUUUUAUUAGUCCUUAAAGAGGGAGAACAAGAUGUUUGUGUUCAGAAUAAUCUAGUUUGUAUAUUCAACAUUUGAAGUAUAUUCUAUUUUGUUGUACUCUUGUUUCAAAGUGUACUCAAGUAGAUUUUACUCAAAUACAAAAAUAUUCCUGAA
Molecule: messenger RNA, 3294 nt
Organism: Onychostoma macrolepis
Lineage: Eukaryota; Metazoa; Chordata; Actinopteri; Cypriniformes; Cyprinidae
Gene: elf2b
Product: E74-like factor 2b (ets domain transcription factor)
Biological process (GO): regulation of transcription by RNA polymerase II; cell differentiation
Cellular component (GO): nucleus
Molecular function (GO): DNA-binding transcription factor activity, RNA polymerase II-specific; sequence-specific DNA binding
Source: RefSeq, a predicted model, not a curated record